Messenger RNA from Pogona vitticeps (central bearded dragon), 3365 nucleotides. The record is from RefSeq and is a predicted model, not a curated record. Lineage: Eukaryota; Metazoa; Chordata; Lepidosauria; Squamata; Agamidae.
UCCUUUUCUGUUGGGAUGGAAGGCCAGUUUGGUCCGUGAAGGUCCAUGUCCGGCUUGAGGUUCCAUGCCCUUUUCCCUCCUUGUGGUAGGAGGAAGGUAGAUUGAGAAGUGGGGCUGAGCAUCCGGUCACCCCGUCAUGGGGAAGAAGCAGAAAAAAACCUCCCUCUGCGAAAGGCUGUUCCCAUUUUGCUUCAAGAAAGCCAAGGAAAAGGGGGAAGAUUUAGAGGAUCUGAAGAAAGAAGUCGAUCUUACCGACCACAAACUGACCUUGGAGGAAAUAGGGUCGAAAUACAAGGUGGACCUGUCCAAGGGGCUCACCCAUGCCCAGGCCGCAGCCAACCUCGCUCGGGACGGCCCCAACGCCCUCACGCCUCCCCCGACUACGCCAGAGUGGGUCAAGUUUUGCCGGCAACUCUUUGGCGGCUUCUCCAUCCUGCUGUGGAUCGGGGCCAUCCUCUGCUUCCUGGCCUACACCAUCCAGGAGAUGAUGGAGGAGAAGGCAGAAAGGGACAACCUGUACCUGGGGGUGGUGCUGGCGGCCGUGGUCAUCGUGACCGGCUGCUUCUCCUACUACCAGGAGGCCAAGAGCUCGAGGAUUAUGGAGUCCUUCAAAAACAUGGUGCCCCAGCAAGCCCUCGUGAUCCGAGACGGCGAGAAGAUGCUGAUCAACGCUGAGAAAGUGGUGGUCGGAGACCUGGUGGAGGUGAAAGGAGGAGACCGGAUCCCUGCAGAUCUCCGAGUGAUCUCUGCCAGCGGCUGCAAAGUGGACAACUCCUCUCUCACGGGCGAAUCGGAGCCGCAAAGCCGGUCGGCGGAAUGCACCCACGAUAACCCGCUGGAGACACGCAAUAUCUGUUUCUUCUCGACCAACUGCGUGGAAGGCACAGCCCGGGGCAUCGUGGUCUUGACGGGAGACCGUACGGUGAUGGGACGCAUUGCUUCCUUGGCUUCCGGCCUGCAAGAGGGUCCCACCCCCAUCGCAAGAGAGAUAGAACAUUUUAUCCACAUCAUCACCGCCGUGGCUGUCUUCCUGGGCGUGAGCUUCUUCAUCCUUUCGCUCUCGCUGGGGUACAGCUGGCUGGAGGCUGUGGUCUUCCUCAUUGGCAUCAUUGUGGCCAAUGUCCCGGAAGGGCUCCUGGCCACGGUGACGGUCUGCCUGACGCUGACCGCCAAACGCAUGGCUCGCAAGAACUGCCUGGUGAAGAACCUGGAAGCCGUGGAGACGCUGGGCUCCACGUCCACCAUCUGCUCGGACAAGACAGGGACCCUCACCCAGAACCGCAUGACGGUGGCUCACAUGUGGUUCGACAACCAAGUCCACACAGCUGACACCACAGAGGCGCAGGCGGGAGCGGUGAUUCUGAGCAAACGCUCGCCCACGUGGGCAGCCCUGACCCGCAUCGCCGGGCUCUGCAACAGGGCAGACUUCAAGGCCGGACAGGAGAACGUGGCCGUGGCCAAGAAAGACACGACCGGUGACGCCUCCGAGUCGGCCCUCUUGAAAUGCGUCGAGCUGUCCUACGGGUCAGUCGCCACCAUGCGGACGAAGAACCCCAAAGUGGCAGAGAUUCCUUUCAACUCGACCAACAAGUACCAGCUGUCCAUCCACGAAGCGGAAGACAAGCCCAAAGGGCACCUCCUCGUGAUGAAAGGGGCCCCCGAGAGAAUCCUCGAAUGCUGUUCAACGAUCCUGAUCCAAGGGAAGGAAGUCAACCUGGACAAGAAGAUGCAGGAAGACUUUCAGAAAACUUACCUUGAGCUGGGCGGGCUGGGCGAGAGAGUCCUUGGGUUCUGUCACUUGUAUCUCCCCGAACGCCAGUUUCCCAGAGGAUUUAAGUUCAACACAGAGAAGCUCAAUUUCCCCAUCAAUAAGCUGUGUUUCGUGGGACUCAUCUCCAUGAUCGACCCGCCUCGGGCUGCCGUGCCGGAUGCCGUUGGGAAGUGCCGAAGCGCCGGCAUCAAGGUGAUCAUGGUCACAGGAGACCACCCUAUUACCGCCAAGGCUAUCGCCAAGGGGGUCGGCAUCAUUUCCGAGGGGACCGAGACGGUAGAAGACAUUGCGGAACGGCUCAACAUCCCCGUCAGUGAGGUUGACCCCCGGGAAGCCCAGGCCUGCGUGGUCCACGGCUCCGAUCUCAAGGACAUGACCUCCGACCAACUCGACGACCUCCUCAGGAAUCACACGGAGAUUGUCUUCGCCCGCACUUCCCCGCAGCAGAAGCUGAUCAUCGUGGAAGGGUGUCAAAGGCAAGGCGCCAUUGUGGCGGUGACGGGCGAUGGCGUCAACGAUUCCCCCGCCCUUAAGAAGGCCGACAUCGGGAUCGCCAUGGGCAUCGCUGGCUCCGACGUCUCCAAACAAGCCGCCGACAUGAUCCUCCUUGAUGACAACUUUGCCUCCAUCGUGACGGGGGUGGAGGAAGGCCGCCUGAUCUUUGACAACCUCAAGAAGUCCAUCGCUUACACCUUGACCAGCAACAUCCCGGAGAUCUCGCCUUUCUUGAUGUUCAUCCUCUUGAGCAUCCCGCUUCCUCUGGGCACCAUCACCAUCCUCUGCAUAGAUCUGGGUACGGACAUGGUGCCCGCCAUCUCCCUGGCCUACGAGUCCGCCGAGAGCGACAUCAUGAAGAGGAAGCCGCGCAACUCCAGGACGGACAAGCUGGUGAACGAACGGCUCAUCAGCCUGGCCUACGGGCAGAUCGGGAUCAUGCAGGCCUUGGCCGGAUUCUUCACCUACCUCGUCAUUAUGGCUGAAAACGGGUUCCUGCCCACCACCUUGUUAGGCCUCCGCCUGGAUUGGGACGACCGGUCCAAGAAUGACUUGGAGGACAGCUACGGCCAGGAGUGGACUUUUGAGCAGAGGAAAGUGGUGGAGUUCACCUGCCAUACCGCUUUCUUCGUCAGCAUCGUGGUGGUACAGUGGGCCGACCUCAUCAUCUCCAAGACCCGGAAGCUCUCUCUGUUCCACCAGGGGAUGAGAAACAGGAUCCUGAUCUUUGGCCUCUUGGAAGAAACCACUUUGGCUGCCUUCUUGUCGUAUUGCCCUGGCAUGGAGGUGGCGUUGCGCAUGUACCCGCUCAAGAUCCCCUGGUGGUUCUGUGCUUUUCCGUUCAGCCUCCUGAUCUUUGUUUAUGAUGAGAUCCGGAAGCUCAUUCUCCGCCUAAAUCCAGGAGGAUGGGUGGAGAGAGAAACUUACUACUAGGGGGAACAACUAUGGUGCGUCCCUGGGUUAGCCAUUCCAUUUGUUAAAAAGAAGACAAAGGAGGGGGAAAAAACACUAAAAUAUUUUUUGGAUGCUUUGCUGCGUGCGGACUCCAAAAUAUAUCUAAAACUAAAGGCUGCUCUUUUAAAUAAAUUACAUGGUUCAA